Bactrocera tryoni is the source of this 3315-nucleotide messenger RNA. RefSeq names its product rabphilin-3A (gene Rph). Gene Ontology annotation, molecular function: small GTPase binding. The transcript is spliced from 5 exons. Bases 1252 to 3237 code for a protein of 661 amino acids. The record is from RefSeq and is a predicted model, not a curated record. Gene Ontology annotation, biological process: intracellular protein transport. Gene Ontology annotation, cellular component: membrane. NCBI's taxonomy places the organism in Eukaryota, Metazoa, Arthropoda, Insecta, Diptera, Tephritidae.
UACACAGUGAACACGCCUUAUCGUUUUUUUCUGUUAUCUCUGCCUCCUGUUAGCCAUUUUCGCAGCAGACACGAACGUGCUGUGCCCUCACGGCCGAACAGGCAUGCAAGUGUACACAAACGUGUGUGUUUGUAUGCAUGGCGGAUUUAGCUUGUGGGGUUGAUAACGCACGCACACUAACACACACUUGCACGCUUUCAUAUACAUACAUACACAUACAAUAUAUUCGCCAACGUAGUGGGGUUUUCGGCACUGAGGCGAUAGUGUUACAUUACAGCGAAUAUUUCGUGUUGUUCUUGUUACGUUUGAUAUGCCUUGUUUUGUUGUUGCUUUUUAUAUGCCUUGUUUCGUUGUUGUUUUUGGUUGUUUUUUUUCUUUUUGUUGCGUUCAAGUGCGUUCGACUGUGCAACAGGCGAGUGUAUCGUCGGCGGCUCAGACUAGCAGCACUCCAGACGCCGAUUGUUUGGCUAAGCACUCAGUACAUUGCCGUCGACUGAAGAGGGCGUAUCGCAGGCGCCAAAGCACGGAAAACUGUGAAAAAGUGAAAGAAAACCAAUUCGGCAAAAGUGGCAAAGAAUAGGUGCUGUAAGUGGCUACAAAAAACAUUGUUUGUGCAUAUUUUAAUUAAAAAACGGUGUGAAAGCAAGCAAAGAGCAUGUAAAUUAAAGAAAAUUUAUGAAAAGAAAUAAAAAAAUUACAAAGUGUGAAUAUUCAAAUGCAAAUUAUUAUUUUUAUUAUGUGCUAAAUACGCAUUAAUUUGUGCAAUUUGCAUGUAGUUAUAUGCUUUUAGCAUGCACCAGCUGUAGCUGCGCCGAAAAGUAUGCAAUAUACACAACUGUAUAUGUGAGCACCAGUGUGGCUGUGAGUGCAUGUUGCUAGCGAGACAACCACUUGUGAAUAUCGAAGUAUUGUAUGUAUUUUCAAGGCGAAGCAGGCACAAAAGCAAAAACAACAACGCUAACGAUAGCAUGCCACACAACAGCAAAUAUCAUAACAAAGUUUCUUGGAAAUAUUACAAUAACAAAAAGUGAAAUAUACAGCACGCAGCAUACGCCGUGUUAUACACAACAAAAACAACAAGAAGCAUAAGAAGCACAUUGAAGGCGAGGUUUUAACUGACAACAUUUAACAGUAUUGCUAACAAACAACAAACACAAUAGCCAAAAGCACUAUUUCUCAGCGCCGCCAACACCACCAGCAGGCUGUCAGUAUUUACACUGCCGUCGCCGUUGCUUAUUUACAGUGCAGGAAAUGGAUUUUCAAAGCCACAACAACACCAGCGGAAAUAAGUUUGUCUGUCCCAGCGACAGACAAUUGGCAUUGAGAGCAAAAUUACGCGCUGGAUGGAGCAGCUCCAAGACCAACGAACCGCUUCGGCCCGAUGAGCAAGCCGCUAUUAUUUCCGUUAUACGCCGCAAUGAGGAAAUCGAGACCGCCGAGCGGCAACGCGUUGGUCGACUUGUUGAACGUGUGGAGAAAAUUAAACAACGCGCCGUCGAAGGUGGUCCAAAUUGUUGUCGGCUCUGCGGUGACACCUUUGGGCUGCUGCGUUCGACGCGCAUCAUUUGUGAGGACUGCAAGAAAUCGGUGUGUGCAAAAUGUAGCGUCGACAUUAAUAUACGUUAUCAUACCAGUGAUCGCACGCGCGAAAUAUGGUUGUGCCGCAUCUGCUCGGAGACACGCGAAAUGUGGAAAAAGUCGGGCGCAUGGUUUUUCAAAGGGCUUCCUAAUUAUGACGCACCCAGCAGCACUAAUUCGACACCCACACACCAGUCAGCAAGUGGCGGCGCCAUGUCUGAUGUGUUGCUGCCACCGCGUGGCGCACAAAGCUGCAACAAUACGCCCACACGCAAUGUGCGCGUUAAGAAGCUGACAAUACAUGUGGACGAUAGCAGUAGUUCGGAAGAGGAUACAAACGGUGGCGGCGGCGGUGGUGGUGAUGUUGUGGAUGGCGCCAUCAGCGCUGUGUGUGUUGCAGCGCCGUUGACAACAGCACGCACACCGAACAGAAAUUCCUUCAACGCUGAUGUCUCACCACCAGCAGCGACGCGUAUGCAACGUGAGGACAGUUUUCGUCUGCGUACUUUCGGCUCCAUACGCAGUUUCAUUGAUAGCGGUGAGCGCAAACUUUCCAAUUCUUUUUUCGCCAAUCGUCAGUCAUCGCGUACAGAAAGUAGUCAACAGGACUAUGAUACCAUAUCAACGGCAUCGACUGUCACUUCGGUGAACAAUAGGCGUGAGAGCAAUUGUAAUUAUACGCGUCGCAGUUCCGUCUCGUCAUCUUGGUCGAUCAGCGGCGAAAGUUCAUCGGGCAAUUCGGCGAACACGAGCAAUCAUGUGCCCAAUCACAAUCAAGUAAAUUUGCACUGUCGCGAGUUGCUCGGUUGGCUCGAGGUGGCGGUUAGCUAUCGUGAGAGCGUACAUAGUUUAGACUGCGUAAUGGUAAGAGCGCGCGAUCUGCCUGCUAUGGAUGCGGCUGGUUUAACGGAUCCCUAUUGUAAGGUGAACCUCGUGACGCCCGAUGGUAUGACCAAGUAUUCGCGUUGGUUGCGUACCAAAACUGUGCAUAAGACUCGCAACCCUGAAUUUAAUGAAACUUUGCAAUUUGUGGGCGUCGAACCGGAGGAACUAGGCGGUUCGUCGCUGUAUGUUGCGAUAUUCGAUGACGAUAAGUAUGGACAUGACUACUUGGGAGGCGCUAAAAUUUCGCUCUCGCCGGUGCACAAUACUAAUCAAUAUCGCAUAUCUGUGCCGUUGGGUGGCGAGGAUCGGUUUAGCAAUGAAGCGGAAAUGUCACAGGAGUGGCCGCAUGGCAAAAUUCUAAUAUCACUAUGCUAUAACACAAAGCGACGUGCUUUGGUGGUGAAUGUAAAGCAGUGCAUUAAUUUGAUACCGAUGGACAACAAUGGCAGCUCGGAUCCAUUUGUUAAGCUACAACUGAAACCUGAUUCUCAUAAGAAUAAAAAAUACAAAACCGGUGUCAAAUGGCGCACAUUAAAUCCAAUAUAUCGCGAAGAAUUCUAUUUCGAAUCCAGUCCACAUGAUCUGAAUAAACAAACGUUAUAUAUAACCGUUUGGGAUAAAGACAUUGGCAAGAGCAAUGAUUUUCUGGGCAGUUUGGUAAUCGGCUACAAUAGCAAGGGCGAACGUUUGCAGCAGUGGCUGGAUUGCAUAAAAUUGCCGGAUCACUUUCACGAGAAAUGGCAUUGUUUGUCAGGGGAACACCCAACGCAUUAAUCAAAUGAGUGACGGAGCGUAUUGAAAUUUAUAAAAAAAAACCUGACCAGGGUUGCGAAUUUUUUAAUUAAACAUUUU